AAAACAACAUUCAGCGGGUUGGUCGCGUGCGGACGUCUCGCGUCGCUGUGUUGUUGUAUUUUCAAACAAAUGGCCGCCGCGUGUGCCAAAAAAAGUAAAUAAAAGUGUUAAAUGUUUUAUUGUGCGUGUAAAGCAACAAUUGGUCAAGUGUUUGCCAGCAAUAUAAUUUAUAUUUCUUUAAAAAUCGUUGAUGAAACACGAAGCGCAGCAAUUGCAAACCGUUUUUAUACUUGCACUCGUAUGUGUUUGUCGGAGUCAUUCUCGUUCGUGUACGCGUAAACGUGAGAGUGUGUGUUUGUAUAAGUGUCGAUGAAGUGCAUGUGCAUUAAGAAGAAAAUCAAAGUGCCGCAAAAGAAGCAAUCUAAACAAAUCAAAUAACAAAUUGCAAGUUUGUUUAAAGUGCUAAAAUCGCAGGAAUAAUAACAAAAGGAGCGGCAAACAACUUGUACGCACACAUACAAGUGCAGAAAAACCGACAGCGAAUGCAGUGCGUGUAUCUGUGUGAGUGAGGGCGACAAAUUUGCUCGCUCGUCGUGUGUGAAGCAGAAAAAAACGCAAAGAGGAGGAAUAAGAAGAAGAAGCAGACCAUCGUUUGCGUUUGCUUUGCAUUUGAUUUUGCGAUUACACAUGUAUGGGGUACAAAUUCCAAUUUGAAUUUGCAUUUGCAAGUUGCGCAUGCGUCGCUGCCGUUUUAUUUUGUCUACGUUAUUAAACAACAACUAGUGUUUUUUGUGGGAUAAAAUCAUUUCCAAUUGCUGCUAAAAAAUCAACAAAACUACAAAAAAAGAGCUUUUGGCACAGAAAGUGAAUUGAAAGGCAAUUGCUGUGGUUACCUCGCGAUCUCUUUCUUCCCCUCUCCCUGUCUCUCUCGCUGAUGGUGGCCAACCUCUUCCACAUCCUCAACAUUGGAUUGGAUUGGAGUGGAGCCAACAAUAUUGUUGGUCACUUUUCACAUUCAGAGUGAAAUUAGCAAUUAAUUUUUUAUCAAAAUAACGAAAGAUGUAUUUUGCAUAAAAAGCAAACGAACGGAAAACGAAAACAAUCAACGAAAGAAAGAAACAAAAAAAAAAUCGCGCCAGGAACUGGAACCUGGAACUUUGCUGCCGCCCAACAACAACACAAAAGGUCACACAGCGGAACGGAACGGAGUGGAAUGAAACAGAGAGGAGAGUCGAACACGACGAUGCCAGCAGCAGACAUGCAAAUUUGUGCAUUUUAAGCGCAACAACAACAGCAACAACAACGACGACAACAUCAACGAAACACGAAUAGCAACAAAAAGGAGAUUUUAAGCAAAUUAAUUAAAUUAACAUACACAUGGAAAUCGGAACCAAAAACAAUUAGCGCCAACACACACACAUGCACAAUGGAAGCUGUGAGACAUGAAAACGAAAAGGGAACAGAAGCAAAAACAGAAAUUGAAAUUGAAAUCAAAACAGAAGAAGAAGGCAGAGAGAAUGCAGAGAGAGAAGCAAUGACAGAGACAGAGACGUCAAAUUGCUGCAACCAAGAGACUGAAACAGCGGCCAUGAUGAAGUGCGGUGGCGGAGGCAACGCCAUCGAAACAACAACAACGAUGAGACUGGAGGAUAUGGCAUUUGUCAUGCCCGCAACACCAACAACAACAACAGUCAUACGCACCACCAAAGCUAGCAAAUCGGCCAGCAGCAGUCGCAGCAGUUCGCUAAGGAAACAGCGACGCAACAACAGCGAUGCUGCCGCUGCUGCUGGUGUUGCAAGCGGUGUUGGUGGCGGGCAAGCAAACAACGAUAUGAAAACAUCACAAUCGAUGACCUCGCUGCCCGCCGAUGAACUGCAGCAGGAACGGCGUGAUGUCAUUCAGGCCAAGCUGCAUCUGGAGCGUCCCUACAACAGCCUCAAGAAAAACUCACAGAGCAACAAGUGCUCUUCAGGCAGCAGCAGCAACAACAACAAAAUGCAUCGAUACUCUUGGGGCAGCGGCCACAGUCAUAGCAGCUCCACCAGUCUGCACAGCAGCGCCACACUCGGCCUGGGUUCGUCGGGCAAAGACGACCUCUGGGCGGCCAUACAAACGAACUACAAUUAUAUUAUGGACACAAACCUGCUCGAUACGUGCAAAGAGGCGCGGUUUGAAAUCGAGGAGGCGCAGCCAACUUCGCGUGAAUGUAAAUUUACGGGCAGCCAACUUCAUAUUUUGGACGAAACCCAACGACAGGAAGGUUUGUGCGAAGAUCCGAAAGAGUUGCGACGUUGGUUGCGCGACAUGGAAAACAAAUUGGAGAGUUCACCAACUAUUUCGGAAUUGACUUUGUACAGCAAUUCGGAAUUGCAGCGCCAUCUAGCAGUACACUCGGUGUUGUACCAUGAAAUUGUAUCACACGCUCGAGUUGUAAGCGCUUGCAUACGAGCCGCCUCUGAAAGGGAACGAGCAGCAGAGCAAUCACAGCAAAUAGCAACCGCAACAGCAACACAACAGCCUGCCUCCCUCACCAGCAACUGUUCGAGUGAGUCGACGACCAGCGAAUCGGUGACCAAAUCGAAUAGUCUAAGCAGCGGUUUUGCCUCAGAUGGCGCACCAUUGACCACGCCCAGCACAGCAGCCACAACAGCAGCUCCAACAGCAACAACAGCAGCUCCAUCCGCAGCUCAUCCAAGGAAAGGUGAAGGCAAUUUGGAGCGUCUACGCGAUCGUUAUCAUCUGCUCUAUUUGAAGGCCUUUGAGCUGCAACUCUGCCUGGACAAUUUACUGCGCAAACGCAGCUCCACAGCGACUGGCUUGGAUGACGACGACGAUACGGAAGACGAUUCAUUUGGCUACGAGGGCGAAGAAGGAGACGCUGCCACCGAGGACGAUCUGAACGAAGUGGGCUCCGAUUUGGAUCUGGAGUGCGAGAGUGCAGCGAGUCACAAUUCAGCAGAGUUGUUGUUGCAACGUUGUCAAGUUGCUGCCACAGAGAUUGUCUCCGCCAACGUGCCAGCGGCAACUGAGGAUCAGUCACGCGAUUGUAUCGCAACCCAAAAGCCCGGUGACGAGGCUGACGAGGAACCAGACGAAGAAGACGAUAAUUCAGCAGACGUUGUUGACUUUGUGAUUGCAAAACGCGCUUGGCGCCAAACAAAACUCAACCAGAACUCACCCACCGCUCCGGCAACGCUCACCGACUUUGAGGCGGACUCCGAGAGCAGCGAUCUGGAGCAGGUGCAGCAACUGCAUCGUCGCAACGUUUGCAGUUGUGGUGCCACAGCUGUUGUUGCCACCACUGUGGCGCAUAGUCGACGCCUUGGCAUUAGUUCCACACAACAACAGCAAGCAGAGAUGUCGCAGUCACAGACGGCAAACGGCAACAGUUCGACAAAUGUGUCGCUGUUGCAGACGCGACACGGCAACAAAAUGUUGCCACAGUGCCAACAUCAUCACAGUGCCAAGCCGAAGAGCAUCGCUGUGGCUGUCAUUACACCCAAUACACACCACCAUCACCAUCACAAUAAUAAUCAUAAUGGUCAUGGUCAUGACCUAAACAAGUCGCCGACAGUGCUGCGAAAGUCAUCGUCAUCGGCGACAACCACAACUGCGGCACAUCGUGGCCACAAUGACACCUCCAAGUUCAAUCGCUCGAAUCGCAAGUCCAAGAACUGCGCCAUCUUCUAUUUCAAGCAUCUGGACACGGAUAAUGAGACGAGUGGAGCGGGCACCGAUGCAGCGGGCGAGGGGGAUGCUGAUCUGGCGUUGGCCGUGGCCCAGCAGCAAAUACUCAAAUCGGCUGAUGCCUCUUCGGAUGACGACGACGAGGGUUGGCUCUACACAGCGGCAACCACAGCAGGAACAACAGCAGCAGUAACAGCAACAUCUACCGUCGAUGGUCUGCAGUCGGCUGCCAUCUCGUCGACAACCUCUGGCGCCACAGCAGCAGCAGCAACAGUCGAAGCAACAGCAGCAGGAGUAACAGCAACAACAACAACCAGCGACGACUCUGAUAAGGAGAACAAGGAGACGCUGGUGAGCACAUCGACAACAGCAACCACCGCAAGCAUAGCAACAAGUGCUGUUAGUGUUGGUGUCGUGCUGGUUGGCAGUGGGAGUGGCAGCAACAGCAACUACGACAGCAGCAGCGCCUGUUCAUCGUCCAAUUCGAACGGUGUCCACACAGAGACCUCGGCAACCUCGCGAGUCACUCAAAUGCAGCGCAGCGGCGUCGUUGUCAGCGUCAUGGACAUGGAAAUGCAAUUGCAGUCGGGCAGCCAAAGCAGCGAUGGCAGCCACAGCAACAACAACAACCACAACACAAGACACAUCAUUAGCAACAAUUGCUAUAAACAACUGCAAAGCGACAACAACAACAGCGGCAACAGUCAACAGUUGAAUGCUAACAACAACAACAACAACAACUACAAUAAUCACAAACAUCAGCAACAGUCUCGCAUUGACUCUAAACAGCAACAACAGCAGCAGCAACAGAUCGCUGAUGAGGCAACUGCCGCUGAUAAUGCAAAUGGAAAUGCAGCACAGCUGCAUCUGAACAGUAACAACAACAACAAUGGUUGCAGUUUCUACAGUCGUGCCGACAUCUGCAACAUUAGCGUCUGGCCCAGUGAGAUGACCAAUGGAAAUGGAAAUGUCCAACAACAGAAUGUUGCCAAUGGCAAUCGUCUGCCACCUCGCUCGCCAGCCAAGUCGGUCAAAUCGCAGGCGAGCAGCAGCAAUGCAACAAUGUCGCCAUCAAAGGGCAAGGUCUCGCAUGAUUCAAUCAAGCAGCUUGUGCUCGAAGCAGAGCAUUUGGUGCGCGACGCUCAGGAGGCAGCAUUGAAGACGCCAACGAAGCAGAAACAUUCCAUCAUCAAGAUUUCCUCGACGGUAAAGAAACGCGACAUCAUUAUGCCUGGUCCCAUCAAGCAAAGAGUCGAGGAAUGGCUGGAGCAUCAACCCUCAACGCCACAGCUACUAAAUCGCAAUCAUCAUUCGCAUGAGGCUCCGAGCAGCAAACCCGAUGACUGCGAAGCCUCCGGCGAGGCAUCCGAAACCGAUUCCAUGCCCCACAAGGAUGCCACUUGCGGUGUCGGCUCCGAUUCAUCGGAGGGAUUCACCGACUCCAUUGCCACCUGCAUGCAGACGAGCACCAACUCGUAUGGCAACUCCACAGAACGCAUUGGCGGCUCCGCUGAACCCAUUCAUCAGCCAACGACUCCGCUUGGCUUUGGCAGCAGCAAUCAGAGCCUGAAUGUCAAGGUCGUAAAGCGUCCGCAAUCGCGUCGCAAGUCCGAGCGUCCUUGGUCCGUCUCCUGCCUCUCGCAGUUGACCACAGAUGCCGCACAGUUGACCACAAUCAUUGCUGAUGUGGGUCAGAGUUCACCUCCGGGUUUGGCCAGCCACUCGAUCAGUGAGAGCGCCUUGGAUUCGCUUUCGCCGGGACCCAGAGCCAGAGCGGCUUCCUCCUCGGGAACUGGCAGCAAUGCGGCACGCAAGGCGGACAGCAAGGGAUCGCUGCGACGUCGUCGUGCAAGGAAGAAGCGCAUGUCUGCGGCUUCGGGUGGCAGGAAGUCCGAUUCGGGUUCCGAGACACACGGCGAUCUCACACAGACGCUGAUGAAGUCAUGCGAAUCGAUGUCGUCUCAGCAGUUGCAGGAAUUCACCAAUGCUUUGCUGAGCAUACAGAAAGGUGGCUCACCCACCAAUGCCAAGGCGGAAGAGUCUUUGAACGAGGGUGAAUCGGAGUCGCACUUGAUGGUGCCCAAGUUCCGAGUGGGUUCAUUUACCACAGCUGCUCUCAUGGCCAGCGAAAUUCGCUUGGGCGCCUUGGCUGCGCUUUCUAAUUACAUGAACGAGGAUGAGCAGCAAGCUGCACGCACGCCCGUACCCAGGCCAAAAGAACUGAGCACUGAGGAUCAUCAUAGUAGCAUCUCGGAGACCGCCUGGGAUGAUUAUCAAGAGAAAUACAAUUCGGAGAACUAUUCGGAGGGCUUUGAUUCGGAUGCAGCGCGUCGUCUCUUGGAAUUUGGCGAUGACUAUCGCAAUUUCAUUGAUUCGCAGUCGGAUUGCUGCAGUUCGCUGUCGGCAGCCAACAAUUUGGAUUCGUUUUCGCCACCGCGAAUGGAUUCACUGCAGCAGCACGAGCUGAAGGCGCUGCACAUCAACCAGGAGACAAUCAGCAGCAGCGUUGAUCACGCUCGUCGUCAACGCGCCCUCGAACUGCAAUCGGAACGUCGUCGCAAGACGCUCGAAGUGCGUCGCAAAUCGUGUCAAGACAUGGCUGAGGCCAUCAACUCACAGACGGAGCAGCAGCAACAACAGCAGGUGACCACUGCGAAUCUUUCCUCCUCGGCCACAGCGCUGAUGACACCCAAGAAUCCGCCCGCAACCCGUCCGCCCGUCCGCACCGAGUCUGUGGGCCGCAAACUGGAGUUCGGCGCUGGCAUGAGUCACUCAGCCCAGUCACUCCUCCGUCGCACCUCCGAGAGCGACACUUCGACGCGUCGUCGUCGCACUGUCACCGCCGAUGAGCGAAGACGUUCGUCCCGUAACUUGGAGAAGUGCAUCAAGCUCAUCCCAGCCACGUCGUCAUCGAGUGGCGAUGACUCCGAGGAUGGUGAGCAGGAGAUGCGCUCUCUGCUCCAGCAGAGUCGCGACAGACUCGAGGAUACGCGUGCUCUCAAGAUACGCUGUCAUCUGCUGCGACCUGAGGAUUAUCACGAGAUUAUCAACACUUGCCGGGACAACAUUCGGUGCCUGGAGGCCGUGCUGAGAGGUCCGCCUGGGACGGUGCUGUCAACGCACUGCGCCGGCCAGACAAAAGAUCUGUUGGCUGCCUGGGAGGAUUUGCUUAACUGGAGCGAGAAUGCAGCUGGAGCACGCAAGCUGCAGCAGGAGAUGAGCGCACUGAAGCACACUCUGAGACGUCUCGGCGAUAACGCCACACCCGAGCUCCUCGACACGGAGCCGGCCAUUCAAAUAGCCGUCGAGGCGCUGAAGCAAGAGCAAACACAGCUGGGCAGCUAUCGCACCAACAUGUUGCGCCUGAAUGCCUCGGUGCACAGUUGGCUGACACGUCAGGAGCGUCGCUUGCAACAGGAGCAGCAACAGCAGCAGCAACAGGAGUCCGAACAACUUCAGCAACUAGAAAAGCAACAGCAACUGGAACUAAAGCAACAGCAACUCGAGCAACAGCAGCUGGAAAAUGGCAAUGCCAACUCAACGGUGGCAAUCACAGUGACCGACAGCAAUGGCAACCAGGUGGUGGAGGCUUCCACAGGCACCAGCAGCAACUGGGAUGUGAAUAGUUUGCUCAGCGCUGAGCAGGAGUUCCACAAGCAUCUCAAGGAUGAGGUUAGCGACAUGUAUAGCGCUUGGGAUGAGGCAGAUGCCAGAAUCAACUCACAGCUGGAGAUGCUCACCAAUUCGCUGAUUGCCUGGCGUCAACUCGAGUGCGGUUUAAGCGAAUUCCAACUCGCUUUGGGCCAAGAUCGCGGCACACUCAAAGGCCUCGAGGGUGCGCUGGACAAGGGACAAGCCACACCAGUGGAGCUGGCACAGAAUGUGAAACUGGUGGCCAAACUGUUGUCCGAGAAGGUCAACGUUAGCCAAGAGCAACUGCUCGCUGUGCAACAGCAUCUCGAUCCCAAUCACAUCUAUCACAUUGCCAAGUUCACCGCUUCGAAUGGCUCGCUCUCCGAUUCAGGCAUCUCCGAUGGCGGUGCCACCUCCGAUGGUGGAUUGUCCGAGCGUGAACGUCGCUUGGGUGUACUGCGUCGUCUGGCCAAGCAGCUGGAGUUGGCUUUGGCACCUGGCAGCGCGGCCAUGCGCUCGAUUGCCGCACGCAUGGAGAGCGCCGAGGCGGAGUUGAAGCAACUGCAAAACACUUGUCGUGACUUGAUUGUGCGCACCGCUGCCUCGCAUCAACAGAAGCAGCAGGAGCAGCAACAGAAGCAGCAACAAGUGGAGCAACAGCUGGCCAAUGGUCAUGUGAAGCAGCAAACGUUGAAGCCACAGCAAGCGCCACAGCAAUCGUCGCCCAAGCGCCGCAAUGCACGCAAAGCGCGUCAAGCUGCUGAGAAAUUGGAGUUGCAACAGAAGCAACUGCAGCAGGAGCAAGAGCAGCAAGUGGUGGAGCAACUGCAACGUAUUGUGGCUGCCGGUGGUGGCGAUGAUCCCGAGGAUCCGGCCAAUGAAGCAGCUCUCCUAGACAACAGCGAAGAUGAAGAUGACACCAACUCCAAGGCGAAGCGACGUGGUUGGGCUUGGCGCAUUGCGCGUGCUGCGGUGCCGAUGCAAUUGGCCCUGUUUACGUUCUUCUGUGCGGCGUGCAUGAUGCAGCCCAACUGCUGUGACAAUCUCAACAAUCUGUCGAUGAGUUUUACGCCUCAGCUGCGCUACAUUCGCGGUCCGCCUCCAAUUUGAGCGACGCAUUUUGCACGUUUUUAAGUAGGCAACAGAAAUAAUUUACAAUAGUAACGCGUACGUUAAGUGGAUCCACAUCCAGAUCCAGAUACAGAUACAGAUUCUAAAGCGGAUCUAAAGCCAGUCUAGGCGAUGUCCGCCAGCGCAGCGCGUUUUGCACGCGAUUUGCGUGCGUUUUUUUGAAGCAAUCAUUCAAAGCGUUUUUUGAUUGUCUUCUUUUUUAAGAAAAACAUAAACGGAGGCACUUAGUUUUUUAUGCGAACGCAACGUUAUCACUUAAGCUAUACUUAAAUAGUUAUUUGAUUCAAUUGAUUAAUUCGUUUGGUAUUUGUCUUAGGAAUUUAGUUUGCGUGUGUUUUUUUCGUUUGUUUUUAAUCAACUGAGAGACGCGUUUAAAAUUAAGUGCACCAGAGUAAGCUCAACCUUAGGUGCAGAUGGCACACAUGCAUGACAUGCAUUAAGUUAUGUACUUACAGCCACAGUUUAGUGUGAGACCCAUGACACAGCUCCAGUUACUAGAAAUACAAUUUAUAUACAAAGAAUCAAAUUUGGAUUCGAGAUUUUUGUUUGUGCGAUUUAAUUGUGUCCACUUUUCGGUUUGAAAAACACGACAAGUGCCUAUUAAAGACCCAAAACAGGGGCAAACAAAUAAAACAGAGAAAAGAGAAAGGAAGAUUGAGAAAAAGAAAGAGAGAGCAUAUCGAGAACAAGGCAUAAAGAGCUGAAACUAAAGCUAAAGCCAAUCGGAAUCUGGC
Drosophila sulfurigaster albostrigata is the source of this 9126-nucleotide messenger RNA. RefSeq names its product klarsicht protein (gene klar). NCBI's taxonomy places the organism in Eukaryota, Metazoa, Arthropoda, Insecta, Diptera, Drosophilidae. Gene Ontology annotation, cellular component: membrane. The record is from RefSeq and is a predicted model, not a curated record.